Messenger RNA from Procambarus clarkii (red swamp crayfish), 3715 nucleotides. Its product is annotated as innexin inx2. Gene Ontology annotation, cellular component: plasma membrane; gap junction. Gene Ontology annotation, molecular function: gap junction channel activity. The record is from RefSeq and is a predicted model, not a curated record. NCBI's taxonomy places the organism in Eukaryota, Metazoa, Arthropoda, Malacostraca, Decapoda, Cambaridae.
GUUCGAGUAAAAGACACGCGAUAAGUUGCGUAGAGUGAUUUAAACGAGAUGGACAAAAUGUUAGUGUGUUGCAGAACUGCCACCUUACCCCUUCUGCCAAGGUUGUGAGAGAGUCGGUCGCCACACACGCUCUCACACACACACACUCACACACGGAUCGAGGCAGCUGAGGCAGGGAGACUCCAGCAUUUCCUCAUCCCUCCUUGAGCGAGCUGGUCGCCAGGGACUUCUUACCUGUGAGCCGACUGACCACUCCACCGAGUGAUCCCACCAGGGACGCACGUGUCCUCCUCCUCCUCUCCCUCUUGUACACAAAAAGAGAGAGAGAGAAAAGAAAAUCGUCACAGUGAUCUAUCUUACGUUUGCGACCAAUAGUGGGAUCCAGUCUGUACUAGUGUGUGGUGGAGAUAGUAGCAGGAGCUGGUGCCGCUCCCCCAUACACCUAGCGUGGUGGGGCUGUGAACGUUGGACACAAGACCUGACUGACCUGGCAGUUCCCCGCAGCUAAAGUGUGUGUGUCCUGGUGAUCCUCGCAGCAAAAUUCUGGAGCGAGGAUGCCGUCCAUUGGCGCUGGCAGUGUGGAUAUUCGCUCCAUCUUGGGGAGUGUUCUAAACGCUAUCAAGACCAGAGCCAACCAGAUAUGUGCUGCCACCUGCGACGGUCUGGUGCUGAGGAUGCACUACCGCUGGACCUUCUGUCUCCUGCUGGGGGGCUUCCUUACCGUCUGGUACUCCUGGUAUCAUCGCGACGUCAUCACCUGCGUGUCGCACUUCAACGCUGAGACACAAGUCCGUCUCGACUACAUCAACAUCUGCCUCUCUUACCCUUAUGUAGAAGAGAAUGGCUCCAGGAGGUAUUUACUCUUCUACCGCUGGAUAUCUUGGUCGCUCCUCGUCUUAGCUGGAGUAUAUUACAUCCCACGAAAGGUAUCCAAGAACUUCGACAACGCGAGGUGUAAGAAACUGCUGGAAGACCUUGCUGCCAACGCUCACAGAUAUGACCAAGCAGAGAGAGAGUUGGUGGAGAGAGCAGCAAGAUAUAUCAUCUUUAACCUCAAGACUCACAACGGCCUCUACUGGAAAUAUCUCGGAGUCAAUGUCUUAGCGUUAGUUGUUGACCUUUUUGCUAUGCAGUACAUGGACUUCAUUCUUCAGGGACGGUUUAUUGCAUAUGGUUUCAUGUCCUACCCAUUCGACAGAGAUCCACAGAAAUUCACAGAUUACAUGUCUCAAACAUUCCCUCCAUUUGCCUCUUGCGAACUUUCUGUCGAGAACCAGUUGGUAAACAAACGUACUGAGAAGUUCGGUUGUCACCUCACCAUCAUGGAGCUGUACGAGAAGGUGUUCUUGUCCCUGUGGUUGUGGUUGAUCGUCCUGACCUUCAUCACCUGCUGCUACAUCAUCUUCCUCCUCUGCAUGUGGCUUCCAUGCCUGCGAGUUUACCUGCUACGCACUGCCAAGCCUAUCCAUGCCAGCGAGAACGUUCGAAAGAUUGUACAUGAAGUGGCGCAAAACUGCAAAAUUGGCGACAUUUAUCUUCUGUAUCGUAUCAAGGGCCACCUCAGUCAUGCCAGAUUCUACGAGCUGAUGACAAGAUUGGCAGAUCCUUCUUUGUUCAAUAAGCAGAUUCAGCAGGGCCCACCUGGAGUACUUCCAGAUGGCAAGGAAAAGAUGCCACCAAAUAAGCAGGCCGAUACCCUGAGGAAUCGUCGUCCAAACAUGCCCCAAGACCCACCAGUGAAUCCUGAGUACCUGCAUCAGCUCCUGGCUGGCAACCCGGAGAUGAUGGGCAGACACCCACAGCAUCCUGACCAGCGUACCCCAUUAUUAAAGAAAAACACCAGCAUUCUAAUUGAAUAGUCAUAUGAUCUACAAGUCGUCACUGAUAUGCUACGGUUGUCAUGGGGUUUAAUGUCAUAUGACAAUCUGAGUGCCAGGGUUGGCGUUGUCCCACAGGUGACUCCUGGACCUUGAGGUGUUAUGCCAUACCCCUGGAAACUUGUGCUACAGUCCAGUGAAGCUUGAAACGUGUGAUCUGGUGAUUAUCUCUUGUGUUUCACCGUCUGACGUUCUGAUAUCACUGUGCGUAAAAGGGAUAGUGAUGCUGAGCCUUGUUGCUCGCUUUUUAAAUAAUGUAGGUAAUAAAUUUGUUGACAAUUUAUACACAAAAUCUGCCUAAAUGGCCCGCUGCCCUCUCCCAAGUGCUGCUAAGUAUCUCUCUGUAUUAAACGCGUUUGAACAUCAAGAUACCACCAGCACAUACUACCCUUCAGGUGGUGACGGGGGCGAUCGUCUCCCUCUCAGCUACAGACAUUCAAGAAUAACUGUGUUUCAAAAUAGAACAAUCAAGAGGAUUAUGUUCUCAUUUCAUUUCUCUUAUGACUCAGUACUUGGUACACGAAACAAAAAAAUAAAUUUUCUCAUUGCUUCCAUUACAGCACUUUUAUGUAUUAUUAUUGUUGGCAAGAAAUUUUGUAACUGUAAAUCAUCAUUAGAUUUCAAAUGUAAUCACUUAUGUUUAAAAGUUAAUUUUCUGGUAAGUUUGGAAAAGAAGAAUAAAAAAGAUCUUAUCAUGAACCAUUUACGGCGAACUUUAUGUUCACUGUUUAACUUCUUUGUAAGUUAUUUAUUACAGUACAUGUGUUAGAGGUGGUGAAUCGAUGCGAGUUGGAACGCACAUUCGCGUGAGCCAAGUUGUCUCACCUUGCAGGCAUUAAGUGAUAAAUUGUACAAUCAGCCAAUUUGGGAAGCUUCUGCGACGGCUUCCAGCAGGAGGCUACUCCUGAAGAGUGUGUGGGGGGGAUGAAGUCGUCAGUGAUCCUAGCACCAUCCCCUGGUCAGUUAUCAUAGCACCUUCCCCCUUGUCAGUAGUCCUAGCACCAUCCCCUUGUCAGUUAUCCUAGCACCAUCCCCUUGUCAGUGAUCCUAGCACCAUCCCCUUGUCAGUUAUCCUAGCACCAUCCCCUUGUCAGUUAUCCCAGCACCAUCCCCUUGUCAGUGAUCCUAGCACCAUCCCCUUGUCAGUGAUUCUAGCACCUUCCCCUUGUCAGUAGUCCUAGCACCUCCCUCGACUCUGCCUCCACACAUUCCAGCUACAUGAUUGGUGGGCUUCCAGGGCCUUGCAUCUUGGUCUCCUGCCAUAACUGAGACGCAGUGAAUCCUUUAACUUCUUGAGUUGGCGUACGAUGCAGCUUCUGUUCGUUUUCUUAGAAUUCUCUAGUAUUUUAAAGAAUUUAUAAGAAAAUCUUUUGCGACUGUUUCCUUUUAUGAAUCAGUUCAAGUUGAUCACUAUCUAUCGCUCGUCUUUAUCUCUUUUAUGUCAUGCUCUCUCUGCCUCUCAAUCGAUCUGCUUUUCUUUUUAUCUCGUGUAUUCAAUUCAUUAUUAGUAAUUUAAAGUAAGUAAAUUUUCUGGUUAUUUUGGUUAGUUUUAAUCCUCAAGAGGCUUGCGUUAAAGGAUGCCUUUGGCAAUUGGAAAUUAGUUUUCAUAAGUGUUUUAAGUGCCUUAACACACUCCAUCAACAUCAAUUAUAAAGCUGUGAUAUUUCCACUAGGUUUAAGUGAUAUUUUAAAACUGGGUUCUGAUGUAAUUAUUAUUGUUCCCUUGAGCUCAGUAAAUGCCAAAUGUUACAGUGUGUGGCAUUUCCUAACAUGCACUGUUUACAGGAUAUAAGAAAUUGUGUACUUUGUAUGACUUUUAAUAAAUAAGACUUUUGUAA